Molecule: messenger RNA, 28104 nt
Organism: Podarcis lilfordi (Lilford's wall lizard)
Lineage: Eukaryota; Metazoa; Chordata; Lepidosauria; Squamata; Lacertidae
Source: the annotation of a GenBank genome assembly
CAACUCAGCAAGGGAGCAAAAGAGGGGCAGGCGCUGAGUUCGACAGGAGACCCAAAACAUCUCCACAAAGCCAGGCCUCCCCAAGAAUCAGUGAGUCUUCGGGGUGACGGAUGGAUGGAGGGGAAGGGGCUUUGGGCAUGGAAGGGAGUGAGCGGUGGCAGGGUUCUCUGGUUUGCUUGUUUCAGGGGAAGGGCUUAGGGUUAAAGGUUGGGAUCUCAAGUGAGUGCCACGUCAGGGGAUCGCUUUGGGGCACCGUUGGGCAUGCCUCACACCCAAUCUCUCUCGCCUUCCCCAACCUGGUGCCCCCAUAUGUCUAUCUGUUUGUACCCCACCUUUUCCUCCAAGGAGCUCAAGGUCCUCCUCACCAUUUAAUCCUCACAACGGUCCCAUGAAGUAGGCUAGGCUGGGUGAGACGGUGACUGGCCCCCAAGGUCUCUCAGUGUGUUUUGUGGCUGUGGGGGGAUUUGAACCCUGAUCUUUCCCUGGUCCUAGUUCAGAAGUCUAACCCAGGGGUCAGCAAACUUUUUCAGCAGGGGGCCAGUCCACUGUCCCUCAGACCUUGUGGGGGGUCGGACUAUACUUUUUUGGGGGAAAUAAACGAAUUCCUACGCCCCGCAAAUAACCCAGAGAUGCAUUUUAAAUAAAAGCACACAUUCUACUCAUGUAAAAACAUACUGAUUCUCGGACCGUCCGCAGGCCAGAUUGAGAAGGCGAUUGGGCCAUAUCCAGCCCCCGGGCCUUAGUUUGCCUACCCAUGGUCUAACCACUGCACCACACUGUCUCUUGCUGUUUUAGGCUACAGGUCCCACCAGCUGACCUAAUUCCUGUCUGGCCAGACUUCACCUACAACUUCUGGAAUGGCCUUUGCCACUUUUGUGUUGGGGUGUGGGGAUCCUGGUGCGAGGGGAAAUAAAAGCCACUUUGAGCCGGCAAAGGAAGGGUUUUUAUUUUUGAUUCAUAAGAUAACUUUUACCUCCACCUUUGUGAAAUCAGGAUGCCGGAGGUGGGCAGGCCCCGCAAGGAGAGAGCCUCAAAGUCCAGGAAACACCAGAGGCAGAGUCUGGAAGGUCAUGGUGUAAAAACUGGGGACCCCUCUCCCCCCAAAUAAGGGGUAAUUUCUGGGGGACUCAGAUCCAGAACUCCUGAACUUCCUGCCUGAUUGGGAGCAGGUCCCAGCUGGUUAAAGGUGCCUUAAAUAGCAGGAUUCCUGGGUUCCCACAAAAGGAAAUCAGAUUUAAGGGGGUUCAAUUGGCAAGGCCAAGAUCUUGAGUUUUGCUGGGAGGAGGCGUGAAUAUAUGUAUUUGAGGCUACAGAGCUGAAUUCCUGACUCACCACACACAGGAGCUAAUAUUUAACCUGCUCUUUGUGUGUGUGAGAGAGAGAAAGAAAGAGGGCGUUCAUUGGAGGAGAAUCUUUGCCCCAGAGAAGCCAGGGGCUGCCCCAAAGAGAGAGGCAGGCUGGUGUAGUGGCUACAGCACUGGACUGGGACCAAAGAGACCAGGGUUCAAAUCCUCCCACUCAGCCAUGGAACACUCUGGGUGACUCUGUAAUUUGGCGGUUUAGAUGGGUGUGGGUGGCAGAGAGCGCUGUAUACCACCUUGAGAUCCUUGGAGGAAAAAGUGGGAUACAAAUAUAAUACAAAAAAAUACAAAAAGGGGGGGCGGGUAAGGGCAGACAGAAGCAGCCAUAGUGGAGAAUAUGGCUGUAGUUCAGCAGCAGAGAGCACCCGCUUGGCAUGCAGAAGGUUUCAGGUUCAACCCGACGGCAUCUCCAGGUAGGACUGGGAGGGAUAACCUGUCUGAUACGUAGAGGUAUCGCUGCUGCCACUCAGUGUAGACAAUAUUGAGGUCGGUGGACCAAAGGCAGCUCCCAUUGUUCAGUGAGGACUAGCGUCUUGGCUUUAUUUUAAGGAAAGAACCACUGCUCAGCAACAGAGCCUUGCAUGCAUAAGGUCCCAUGUUCAAUUUCCAAUGGUAUCUCUAGGUAGGACUUGGGGGGGGGACCCCCUGCCUGAAACCCUGCCAGUCAGUGUAGGCGAUAUUGAACUGGAUGGAGCAUCCCUCACCAAUAGAUGUAUAUGUGUGUGAGUGUGUGAUUGUUGCUGGCAUCCGCCUGUCUCCGCAGACAAUGGAGAAGCGCUCCUUUGGGGGUGAAGUCAAACUGCUGAAAGGUUAUACAGUGGUACCUCAGGUUACAUACGCUUCAGGUUACAUUCGCUUCAGGUUACAGGCUCCGCUAACCCAGAAAUAGUGCUUCAGGUUAAGAACUUUGCUCCAGGAUGAGAACAGAAAUCGUGCUCCAGCGGCGCGGCGGCAGCAGGAGGCCCCAUUAGCUAAAGUGGUGCUUCAGGUUAAGAACAGUUUCAGGUUAAGAACAGACCUCCGGAACGAAUUAAGUACUUAACCUGAGGUACCACUGUAGUGCCUGCUGUGGAGAGACAUGUCUUGUUGCAGCCGGGGCAGAUGAAGGCGUCCAGCUGCGCUGCUGCGGGUGCCCCAUGCUGUCUCUUCUCCCUUUGCUCCUCCCAGCGGUCAUUCCUCCUCCGGUCACUGCUGUGGCUGCAUAACCCGGCUGCCUGUCUCCAGGCCCUGCGGUUGCCUGCAAGGGAUUCCCACACCGCAGGGGCUGAUGCGCGCAGCCUUCCUUCCUUUCUUUCUUUUUGCCAAUAAUAUUUAUUAAUUUUCAUCAAUAGACAUAACAAAAGAAAAAAGAAAUAUACAACAACACAAUAAAAAGGUGAAAAAGAAGAAGAAAAAAUAACAGACUUAAAAUACAUAAACAGGAAAAAAGAAACUCAGUUAGUUAAUUAAAAUCCAUUUUCAUAAACAUUUUGCUUGACUUCCUCUAAUCUCCUCCAUCUGAAUUUCCUCUUAAUUUGAAUGUAGCAGUUUCCAAUAUCAUUAUUUCCUAAAACAAUAUUACAGUCGUAUUCCAAUUUCUUUACCUUUCUUAUAGUACAUUUUCUUAUUUAUAUAUUUAAGUCUAAUUUAAUCCUAGGCCUGAUUGGCUCUUUCAAGUGGUUACAUAUCUUUAAUAUUAGAAUAUUUGUUCAAAUAUUCUUUGAAUUUCUUCCAGCCUUCUUGGUAGUCCUCUUCUUUCUGAUCGCAGAUUCUCCCGGUGAGAUCAGCCAGCUCCAUAAAUUCCAUCAUUUUCAUCUGCCAUUCUUCUACUGUUGGUAAUUCUUGUGUUUUCCAUUUUCUGGCUAGUAAAAUCCUAGCAGCUCUUGUGGCAUACAAAAGUUCUUUCACAUCUUUUUUGGGCAAUUCAGUACCUACUAUCCCAAGGAGAAAGGCCUCUGGUUUCUUAAUAAAUGUAUAUUUCAUCAUUUUUUUUAAUUCAUUAUAAUUUUUUUCCCAGAAGUCCUUUACCUUGGAACAGGUCCACCACAUAUGAUAGAAGGUACCUUCUUUUUCUUUACAUGAUGCUUGCAGCCUUUCUGUUCUAAUGAAAUAAGCAAAUUUGACCCUGGCCCUGAGAACGGAGGAAGUGGUACGUGCACGACAGGUGGGUGGGCUGCCUGCCUGUGCAGGGCCUGAUAAGAGUCCCCGAGGCAGCGUCCCCGAUAAUAAGGACCCAUCGGUUAGUCACGUCUGCAAAACCACCCAUUUCCCCCUAUGUUUCUGGGAGGGAGGGAUGGAUGGCAUGGUGGCAGUGAUAAUCCUGAUAAGCGGCGGGUGGGGUUGGCGGAAAUCUCGUUUCACGUUCUUGGAAGCUGCCAAACAUCUGCCUCUCCGCAGGGCGGGAACCGCGCAAAACCGGACGGCAUGGAUUUUUGGAGAUCCCGGCUGCGGGACGCGGUAAGGCUGCAAUAUUGGCCACCCGGCUGGGUCUGUGGGCCGUGGCCUCCGUCCUGACUCCCCCUCUUUACCGACUCCCCAUUUCCUUCCUCCUCACCCCCUUGCCAGAGGAACAAGAAGCUGCCUCGGCGAUCCUACUCCAUCUACCGCAAGAUGCCCGAGGGCGACGGAGACCCCGAAGGACUGCAGAUGAAGGUGGUGGAGGCUGAGGGGCCCGGGACCACCCGGGGCGGCGAGAAGGCAGGAGACACGGCGCAGUGCCCGUGGAAGGAUCGCUGGAAAGCCCUGGUCUGCCUCGUUCUCGUGGGACUCCUGGUCUUCAUUGUGGGUGAGAGGAAUCGGGUCUGGACCCCAGAUCUGGCCACGGGGCUGAGCUCUGCCUGGGCUUCCCUUGUGCAGAGGCUCUGUGUCCCUAUUGUGAUUAUAAGGAUUUGUUAUAUAAAUAUAAAUAGUAAAAUACAGUGGUACCUUGUGUUAAGUACUUAAUUCGUUCCGGAGUUCUGUUCUUCACCUGAAACUGUUCUUAACCUGAAGCACCACUUUAGCUAAUGGGGCCUGCUGCUGCCGCUGGAGCACGAUUUCUGUUCUCAUCCUGAAGCAAAGUUCUUAACCUGAAGCACUAUUUCUGGGUUAGCAGAGUCUGUAACCUGAAGCAUAUUUAACUUGAAGCGUAUCUAACCUGAGGUACCACUGUAUUAGGAAUUAUAUAGUACCAUCCAUGGGUGCAUUACACAAAAGGGCAGGUGCAUCUCACUGGGAGCCAAGCUUCUCAUGCAGUUGUACCUCGGGUUACAGACACUUCAGGUUACAGACUUCGCUAACCCGGAAAUAGUACCUUGGGUUAAGAACUUUGCUUCAGGAUGAGAACAGAAAUCGUGCGGCAGCAGCAGGAGGCCCCAUUAGCUAAAGUGGUGCUUCAGGUUAAGAACAGUUUCAGAUUAAGAACGGACCUCUGGAACAAAUUAAGUUCUUAACCCGAGGUACCACUGUAUUUCACUGAAGAGUCAACAAGGAAGCUGUCUUAUACAUUUCAAGCACAUGUCUCCACAAAGAAGCCGGAAUACUGUAAUUUUACCCCAGACAGGGGUACAGUUCCCAGCACCGUUAACAAACUACAGUUCCCAGGAUUCUUUGGGGGAAGCCAUGUGAUUGAACGGUUGCUGGAAACCGUAAGAGAUAAGAGUUGCUCUUGUGUUCGAGUCCUGCUUGUGGGUUUCUUGUGGGGCCAUCUGGUGGGCCACUAGCCUGAUCUGUCAGGGCUCUUAUGAUGUUGUCAUGGUCCGGUUCACGGGCGAUCGAAGUCCUGGCUGGGGACGUCAGGACCGGGGGCAAGAUGGCGGGGUGGGUGCAGGAACGGGGGUCCAGAAGCCAGGAGUCAGGAAGCCAAGAGUCCGAGGGUCAGGAAGCAAGGAGUAACGAAGUCAGGGGUCCGAGGAUCAAGAAGCAGGGAGUCACAAAAUCAGGGGUCCGAGGAUCAAGAAGCAGGGAGUCACGAAAUCAGGGGUCCGAGGAUCAAGAAGCAGGGAGUCGCGAAAUCAGGGGUCCGAGGAUCAAGAAGCAGGGAGUCACGAAAUCAGGGGUCCGAGGAUCAAGAAGCAGGGAGUCACGAAAUCAGGGGUCCGAGGACCAAGAAGCAGGGAGUCACGAAAUCAGGGGUCCGAGGACCAAGAAGCAGGGAGUCACGAAAUCAGGGGUCCGGGGACCAAGAAGCAGGGAGUCUAGAAGCCAAGGUUCAAGGAUCGGGAAGCGAGCAGCCAAACGCAGCAAAGCAGGGAACGUGUUGCUGUGGCAAAGAGCCGAAGGCAAAUACUGACUUUAUAUCCCUUCCCGGCUCUUGCCACCAGGUGCUGUGAGUUACCUAUCGGCCUCACCUGUGUGGCCGCGCCUUGCCUCUUCAAAACAAACUUAGGAAGGCCCCAGUCCUGCAAAGUCCUAUUGGUCACAGGGCCUGGCUCCUGCACGCACUCCUGACAGAUGUCCUUAUGGUGUGUAUGCAUCCUGAAUCAUAAGAACAUAAGGAGAGCCUGCUGUAUCCGGCCAUGGACCAUCUGGUCCAGGAUCCCUUUGUCACAGCAGCCACAGAGGCCAAGAGUCUUCUCCCCUCCUGCAGUUUCCAGCAACUCCUAUUCAGAAGUAUCUCUGCCUCCAACUCUGGAGGCAGAACAUAACCAUCCUGCCUAGGAGACAUUGAUGGUCCUCUCCUCCUCCGUGAAUUUGUCUAAUCCUCUUUGAGAGCUAUUCUAGCCGUUGGCCACCACUGCCUCCUGUGGGAGGGAGUUCCACAGAUUAACCAUGUGCUGCCCAUCAGACCCACUGGGUCAGCCUUUCUCAACCUGCGGGUCCCCAGAUGUUGUUGAACUACAACUCCCACCACCCCUAGCUAGCAAGGCCAGAGCUCAGGGAUGAUGGGAGUUGUAGUCCAACAACAUCUGGGGACCCACAGGUUGAGAACUGUUGCACUGGGCCAUCUAGCCAGACACUGACUGGCAGCACCUCUGGAAGAAAUCAGAGGGAGGACUUCCUAUCAGCUGGGACCUUCUGCGAUCCAAGCAGCCGCUCUACCAGCUGAGCUACACAACCCUUCCUAAGGGGUGGGGUGGGGAAGUGAAGGAAGGAAGGCUAUGCAACUCCUUCUCCCCCAAGGUCCAAGUGGUCUCUCUGCCUCUGACUCCUCCAUAGACCCCACCCAUGGCUGGGUAGCUCUGCCCACCCACCACAAAUCCCACUCUACCUGGCAGUGGCUCCAGGUGGCCUUCCUCCCAAUUGCGGCCUUCAUGCCCUGAGCUCCACCCAGGUACAAAUCCCGCCCAGAGAUUCCUCUCCUGGCCAUUGAGCCCUUUGCACUCAGCUAUUAGACAGGCAUUCUGUUCCUUUCUGAGCCAAGAAGCCCAUGUCCUGGCCUGAUUGGACAGGUCUCUUCUCAUAUUCGUAUAUCCUCCUUGCAGGUUUUCCUCUGGGGCAUCUGGUCGGCCACUGUGAGAACAGGGUGCUCGACUAGGUUGGUUCCCUUUGGCCUGAUCCAGGAUUCCUAGAGAAAGAGCUCUCUCGCUCUCUCAUACGACUUAAACCCAGCAGGUUUAAGAAGAAGUCAGGGCAAGGGGAAGGAAGGCUUGGUGCAUGGUUAACCUAUGGAACUUACAGCCACAUGAAGCACUGCUGGCUUGGGUGCAUUUUGAAGAUAUGACCCCCAGUCAUAUCUGGGGGUCAACCACAUUUACCUUUGCUCUGAAUUUAUAGGCACAGGUCCCCAUCCAAGUGCUUCCCCCCUUCCACUUUCUCUGCAGAAACCUGUUCUUUACAGCUCAAUGGCGCAAACAGCAAUUCACAGAAAACCCGAAUUGCUGUUUGUUCCGAGUCAGAGUUAAAGAGUGGGUUUCCCUGGGGAAAGCAGUGGGGGGGGGGGAGCGCUUGGACACAGAAAGGUACAUGUGGAUGAGUCCUAACACAUCUAGUUUCUAAUAAGGCCUCCAGGUAUCCCUACAUUUUAGGCUAUGGGGAAACUUCCGGGUUUAAAUUUGGGUUUAAAUUUGGAUUUAAAUUUGGCCUUUUGCCCUGUGACCCUAUUAACCCUCUGCUUUAAAGCCUGACUGCCCCCCUCUGUCCUCUGCUUUCCUCAGCCUUCCUCCUGGGGUACGUCUUGUCCCGAGGGUCUUCCUGCAUGGUCUGCGGAGACUACCUGGCCGUGGUGAACGACGAGAGCCCCCCCGAGGCGGAAGACGGCCAGAGGGGAGCCCCGCUCUACUGGGCUGACUUGCGAGAGAUGUUCCAGAAGUACCUCAAUGAGGAGAAGAUUGAAGGGACCAUCAGGUGAGGUCCUUUCCCCUCACCCCAGAAUUGUGGGAAGGACGUGGAACAAACUGAUGGGGGUGUCGUGGGGCCACGGGACUCCAGGGACGACGGAGUUUCCAUCAGAAACAGGAGCAGGAAUUACUGUACCACCAUUUGCGUGUUUGCCUGAGUAGAGGAUCGGAAACCAUGCAGGCGAAUACAAGUGACAGCCGCUAUCGCUUUUUUUGUUCUUGGUGGUGGAUGUUACAUAGAUAGUUAUUUUCUGGGCUGUUUCUGACGUUUCCCUUCCACUGAAAUGCUUUGAAGUUAAUUGUGAAUCACACAAUUAAUUACAGUGGUACUUCGGGUUAAGAACUUAAUUCGUUUUGGAGGUCCAUUCUUAACCUGAAACCGUUCUUAACCUGAGGUACCACUUUAGCUUUCUUAACCUGAGGUACCACUUUAGCACGAUUUCUGUUCUCAUUCUGAGAUAAAGUUCUUAACCCCAAGUACUAUUUCUGGGUUAGCGGAGUCUGUAACCUGAAGCAUCUGUGACCUGAAGCGUCUGUAACCCGAGGUACCACUGUACAUUUGUUUCUGCUAUAACAUAGGUAAAGGUAAAGGUAAAGGACCCCUGGACGGUUAAGUACAGUCAAAGGCAACUAUGGGGUUGCGGCGAACAUCUCGCUUUCAGGCCGAAGGAGUCGGCGUUUGUCCACAGACAGCUUUCCGGGUCAUGUGGCCAGCAGGACUAAACCGCUUCUGGCGCAACGGGACACCGUGAUGGAAAACAGAGUGCACGGAAACGCUGUUUGCCUUCCUGCCACAGCGGUAUCUAUUUAUCUACUUGCACUGGUGUGCUUUCGAACUGCUAGGUUGGCAGGAGCUGGGACAGAGCAACAGGAUCUCACCCCGUCGCAGGGAUUCGAACCGCCGACCUUCUGAUCGGCAAGCCCAAGAGGCUCAGUGGUUUGGAGCACAGUGCCAUAUAGCAAGCUGAAUAACACAGUGUUACACGCCACCUCAGUCUCUGAGCUGUGAGAGACUGGGGGGAUUCCUUCAAGCGCUUAUCUAGGGUUUGGUUUCCUUGGAACGAAAGUCAUCAGAAACUAUGGUGUCCUUGGGAUAUGUUGUUUUAUUGACACAUAUAUACAACCUGAGCAUAGGGUGGAGGGGCUCACAGCAAGAAACCCCCUCAAAGAUCUCGCUUCUCCAUUCGUCGCAGCUCUGGGUCCAGCACAGAGCAGGCAGGUCUCUGGGUCGCCAGCUUCCAGCCUGCUUCCAAACUUAACAAACUACAGUCCCCAGGAUUCUUUUGGGGGAAGCCAUGUGCUUUAAAUGUAUGGUUUGGACGCAGCCUAGGUCCCUGUCUCUGGGUUCCCGAGCCUCUUGAGCUUGUUGAUUGUAAGGUCAGCGGUUCGAAUCCCCGCGACGGGGUGAGCUCCUGUUGCUCGGUCCCUGCUCCUGCCAACCUAGCAGUUCGAAAGCACAUCAAAGUGCAAGUAGAUAAAUAAGUACUACUGUGACGGGAAGGUAAAUGGCGUUUCUGUGCGCUCUGGCUUCCAUCACAGUCCUCCGUGCACCAGAAGCGGUUUAGUCAUGCUGGCCACAUAACCUGGAAAUCUGUCUGCAGACAAACUGCCUGAAAGUAGAGAUGAAUGUCACACGCCAUAGUCAAGUUUGGCUGUCUAGGGGUCCUUUACCUUUACCUUUACCUAAGGAUUUGGAGAAGGGCAGCUCAAAUGAUCAAGGGGAUGGUAUCACCCUGCUGUGAAGACAGGUUGCACCAUUUUGGAAUAUUAUUAUUAUUAUUAUUAUUAUUAUUAUUAUUAUUUUACCCUGCCCAUCCCCAGCCACUCUGGAUAGAUUACAGCACAUAUAAAAUACAGUAAAACUUCAAACAUUACAAAACCUCCAGAUACAGGGCUGCCUCCAGACAUCUUCUGAAAGUCAUUUUAGCUUAGGGAAAAGGCGUGUAGGAAGCGAGGCGAUAGAAGUUUACGUAUAACAUAAUGCCUGGCAGGGAGAAAGCAGAGAGAGAAACUCUUUCCUUCCUCUCGUAACCCCAGAACUCAUGAACAACCCCUGAAGCUGAAUGUUGGGAGAUUCCGGAUAGAUAAAAGAAAGUCCUUGUUCACACAGCGCAGAACAAGGAAUAUCAGGGGCAGCAACGCUCCUGACUACCAGUUGCUGGAAACCACAGGAGGGGAGAGUGUCGGUCUUGCGUUCGAAUCCUGAUUGCGGGUUUCCCACAGACGCCUGGCCACUGUCAAGACAGGAUUCUGGGCUUGAUGGGCCACUGGCUCUGCUCUUAUGGAACAUUUCUCUCCCUUCUCUCUGCGCAGAAUGAUGAGCGAAUCCCCGCACCCGCCCGGCUCCCCUCGCCUGGACGCCCUCUCCCGCCACGUCCUCAGUGCCUUCGGCUCCUACGGCCUGGACCACAGCUGGACCGACAGCCAUUAUGUGGGGCUGCAGCGCCCUGACCGGUCAGUGAAGGGCCCUGGGGCGGGGUUGUUUGGCAGGGGCAGCUCUUUCAGCACCCUCUGUCCUUCUCCCGCAGUCUGCGCCCCAAUUUCCUGCAGUGGGUGGACACAAAUGGGGUCGUGGUGGAGAAACUGCCGUUGGAAGACCCAGAGGUCUACUGCCCCUACAGCGCUUCCGGCACCGUCACGGUACAAUCAUUUCUUUAUUAUUUAUUGCAUUUAUACCUCACCUUUUCCUCCAAUGGGCUCAAGGUGGCGUGUACAUAAUCUCCCCCUUCCUCAUUUAAUCCCCACAACAACCGUGUAGGGUAGGUUAGGCUGAGAGGCAGUGAUUCAUCCAAGGGGAUUUGAACCCUGGUCUCUCCCAGGUCCUAGUCUGACGCUCUAACCCAUGGGUAGGCAAACUAAGGCCCGGGGGCCGGAUCCAGCCCAAACUCCAUCUAAAUCCGGCCCGUGGACGGCCUGGGAAUCAGCAUGUUUUUACAUGAGUAGAAUGUGUGCUUUUAUUUAAAAUGCAUCUCUGGGUUAUUUGUGAGGCAUAGGAAUUUGUUCAUUCCCCCCCACAAAAAAAAAUAUAGUCCGGCCCCCCACAAGGUCUGAGGGACAGUGGACCGGCCCCCUGCUGAAAAAGUUUGCAGACCCCUGCUCUAACCCCUGUUCAACACUGGUCUUCCCAGUUGGUAACACUUUUUCUCUGCCUGAGAUAGAUGAAGGAGACAGGGCAGGUGGAUAGUUUUAAUUCUGUUUCAAACAGCAACCCAGAAUAUCAAUACGCCUGUCAAAAAAGAUGCUUGCUCUUAAAAGGGAAGGAAGUUAAAAAAUACAAACAUUUGGGGUUUUUAAAAAAAUAUUUAUACGUUGCGACCUCCAACCAAUUUAAGAACAUAAGAACGUAGAAAACGCCCUGCAGGAUGAGACCAAUAGCCCCUCUAGUCCACCUAGCCCAGCCUCCUGUUCUCACACCGUUCCAUAGUUUUACUCUGCGCUGUGUGGAGAACAACUUUGGCUGUGUCCCACCAGCCAGGAGGGAACCAAUCUGGCUUCUCUAGGGAGGGUGUUCCAAAGUUGUCUGGCAGCAGCCACCACCGAGAAGGCCCUACCCCCGCCAAGCGGGUCUGUGCGGGUGGCAGGACUGAGAGAAGGGCUUCCCCAGAAGAUCUCAGGGCAGGUUCAUAGGGGAGGAUAUGGCCCUUUGGACAAGCUGUGCCCCAGCCUUUCCUUUCCACCCCGCUGUCUGUCUGCAGGGGGGCCUGGUCUUCGCCAACUAUGGGCGCCGGGAGGACUUUGCGGCGCUGAAGCAGCACGGAGUGAACCCCCAAGGCCACCUCGUCAUCGUCCGGAUCGGGGAGAUCAGCUAUGCCGAGAAGGUGAGGCUGGGCUCCUGAAUGUGACCCUCUGCAAAAGGGUUGAGGCCAUGGGCAGGGAGUAUCAUCUGCGGCCCUCCAGAUCUGCUUGGACUACAGUUCCCGCAGCCCAAGCAGGCAGCAUGGCCAAUAUUCCAAGAUGGCAGGAGUCUGAUCCCAGAAACCUUGGUGGGGGGCCACCUGGAAACACCAGAUGGUCCUCCAGAUUGAAGGGCAAGAAGGGUGGAUGGGGAGACAGGAUUCAUGAGGAGUAUAAUCAUGGAAUUGUAGAGUUGGAAAAGGCCAUCUAAUUGAACCCACUGGAAUGCACAGCUGAAGAAUCCCUGACAGAUGGCCAUCUGACCUCGGUUGAAAAACCUCUAAUGAAGGCCUGCAUAGUUAAAGCUCUGGUUUUCCCAGUUGUGAUGUAUGGAAGUGAGAGCUGGACCAUCAAGAAGGCUGAUCACCGAAGAAUGGAUGCUUUUGAAUUCUGGUGCUGGAGGAGACUCUUGAGAGUUCCAUGGACUGCAAGAAGAUCAAACCUCUCCAUUCUGAAGGAAAUCAGCCCUGAGUGCUCACUGGAAGGACAGAUCCUGAAGCUGAGGCUCCAAGACCUGGGCCUCCUCAUGAGAAGAGAAGACUCCCUGGAAAAGACCCUGAUGCUGGGAAAGAUGGAGGGCAGAAGGAGAAGGGGACGAUGGAGGACGAGAUGGUGGGACAGUGUUCUUGAUGCUACCAGCAUGAGUUUGACGAAACUGCGGGAGGCAGUGGAAGACAGGAGGGCCUGGCGUGCUCUGGCCCAGGGGGCCACGAAGAGGCGGACACAACUAAACGACUCAACAACAACAAUGAAGGGGAGUCCACCAUCUUCUGAGAGAGUCUGUUCCCGAUAUUGAGCCGGAAUCGUCUCUCUUGCCUUUUGAAUCCAUUAGUUCAGGCCCUGCGCUCCAGAGCAACAGAAAGCAAGCUUGCUCCAUAUUCUGUGGGACAGCCCCUUAGAUACCUGAAGAUGGCAAUCCUAUCAUCUCUCAGUCUCCUCUGUUCCAGGCUAAGAAUCCCCAACUCCCUCAACCGUUCCUCAUCAGGCUUGGUUUCGAGACCCUUGAUCAUCUUGGUCGCCCUCCUCUGCACACCUUCCUGCUUGUAGGAUAGACCUUUGUGGAACUGAUGGAAGGGGAGGUAUUGAGCGCUGAUGGAUACAAUGGAAGGUGCAGUUUCCCUAAAUAUUAACGCGGCUGUCAAAAAAGAUGGCUGCCUUGAAGGGAAAGGAAAUGAUGGCGCCGUUGGGGGGGCUUGGGAGAGGUGAAUCAGCGCAACGUGGUCUGGGGGGCGUGGGCAUCUCUUUUCUUCGAUGGUCGAGAGGGAUUGUUGUGUGAGAAAUCAAAGAGGCGCCCAUUGUUCUGGAGCUCCCAGCUUCUCUUUGUCCCAGGUGGCCAACGCGGAGGCUUCGCAAGCCAAGGGAGUUCUCAUCUACCCGGACCCCGCUGAUGUCCCACAAGACCCCCGCAAGCUGGGGCUGUCCCCAAACACAAGCAUUUACGGGCAUGUGAGUACAGCCUUCACUGGGACAGAGAGAGAGAGAGAGAGAGAGAGAGAGAGAGAGAGAGGGAGCUGGGUUGGGGGCUUAUGUAGAGAGAGACCCUACCUGUGGUUCUGGACCAUCUUUCCCAGCCAGGAAGCCCUAAAACAGCCCUUUGUUGUUGUUCUUUUAAAUGCUUUUUAUUGGUGUUUCAUUUAAUACAAACAAACAAAAUACAAUAAAAUUCAACAAUCAUUUACCCACAUUCUUUCCACACACUCUGCUGAGCAUUGACUUCCUUCCCUCCCUUCAACAGGUUUUCUUAUGUCUGUUACUUUCCCACAGUUUCUUAUUGUAUCCCAUCCUAUCUACACCGUAAGAUUUAUUUCAGUCCUGCCAGAGUCUUCAAAUUUCUACAUUAUUUCUAUACAGUGGUGCCUCGCAAGACGAAAUUAAUCCGUUCCGCGAGAGUCUUCGUCUAGCGGUUUUUUCGUCUUGCGAAGCAAUCCUAUUAGCGGCUUAACGGAUUAGCGCUAUUAGCGGUUUAGCGGCUAUUAAAGGCUUAAAGUCUUAGGGGAUUAGCUGCUAAAAGGCUAUUAAAGGCUAUUAAAGGCUUAGCGGAUUAGAUAAAGGGGGGGGAAAGCGAAAAAAAAAUCUCAAGACUCGCAAGACAUUUUCGUCUUGCGAAGCAAGCCCAUAGGGAAAUUCGUCCUGCGAAGCAACUCAAAAACGGAAAACCCUUUCGUCUAGCGGGUUUUCCGUCUUGCGAGGCAUUCGUCUUGCGGGGCACCACUGUACUCCAUAAAUGUACUCCAAUCUUUUUGGAAUUUUGCUUCCUCCUGAUUUCGGAUUCUACAGGUCAGUUUUGCAAAACUAAAACAGCCCUUCGAAAGCAGCAGCCCUCUCCCAUCGCUGCUCCCCAGCAGCUAGGAUACUAGGGAUAGACUGCUCCUCAUUGUGAAGGCUCCCCUUCAGUGUUCCCAAUCCUUCUCUCGCACUCGCAGGUCCACAUGGGGGCCGGAGACCCCUACAGCCCCGGCUUCCCUUCAUUCAACCACACCCAGUUCCCUCCAAUUCAGUCCUCGGGACUCCCCUCCAUCCCCGCACACCCGGUCAGCGCCAACGUGGCCGCCCGCCUGCUCAGGUGAGUUGGACGGAGGGUUCCUUGAGGGGUGGGGUGCGAUGGGAAGCAAAUUGGAGGACAUGGCUGGGGAGGGGGUGAAUGCAGUCCUCUGGGGCCUCUCUACCUGGCCCUCGGGCCACGCCCCUAGACCCAGGCCACGCCCCUUCCCCAGAUUUGCCCCGCCCCCAGCUCAAGUGCUUUUGCUGUGAACAUGCCAUGUUUCCUUCCUAGGUGAAGGUUGGAAUGGAGUGUGGGUGUAAAGGGUUGGGGACAAAGCAAUAUUUGGCAUGGAGUGUAUGGGGCAUUAUAGGGACGCGGGUGGCGCUGUGGGUUAAACCACAGAGCCUAGGACUUGCCGAUCAGAAGGUCGGCGUUUCGAAUCCCUGCGACGGGGUGAGCUCCCGUUGCUCGGUCCCUGCUCCUGCCAACCUAGCAGUUUGAAAGCACCUCAAAGUGCAAGUAGAUCAAUAGGUACCGCUCCGGCGGGAAGGUAAACGGCGUUUCCGUGCACUGCUCUGGUUCGCCAGAAGCGGCUUAGCCAUGCUGGCCACAGGACCCGGAAGCUGUACGUCGGCCAAUAAAGCGAGAUGAGCGCCACAACCCCAGACUGGACCUAAUGGUCAGGGGUCCCUUUACCUUUUUAUAUGGGGCAUUAGGGGAGCGGGCGCUACCUCUGGUGAGGGACAUGUCAUGCUCCUUCUGGGGUAGUCUGGCCAUCUGCCAGAGAUUCCUUAGCUGGGAUUCCUGCAUUGCAGCGGGUUGGACUGGAUGGCCCCUGGGGGUCCCUUCGAACGCUACAAUCCUGAUUCUGUGAUGGUCUCCGGAAUCAGCCUGGGGUCCCGCAGGGCGCAGCAUGAGCAGGGGGAGGUCAGGCGGCCUGUGGAUUCACAAGGGUUCUCCUCGCAGGCAGCUGACAGGCCCCACUGCCCCGCAAACCUGGAAGGGCCGUCUUCCCGAUGUCCCAUACCGGCUCGGACCCGGGGGCCCCGACUUCCAGCUGCAGCUGGGAGUUCAGAACCAGAAGCAAUCCGUGAUGAUCAACAACAUCUUCGGGUGCAUCGAGGGUAGAUUCGAACCCGGUAUGUGGUUCCCCGGGCAAGAAUUGUGCGGGUGGUGGGGGGUCGAGCGCAUGGGUGUUAAGGCGUAGGGUGCUCAGAACUCCCGUGUUUUCCGAAAGGGGAAACGGUAUUUGGGGAGGGUGAACUGCGGAUCUCACGCGAAGGGAGCUUUUCCUUUUCACAUCCAUCCAUGUUGUUAUGUACUGAGUUGAAUAGGAUCCAAUAGGCAGCAGUCUGAUUGGUCCUAGAAGAAUAGGAUUCAGAAUGCAGCAGUCUGAUUGGUCCUAGAAGAAUAGGAUCCAGAAUGCAGCAGUCUGAUUGGUCCUAGAACAAUGCAGCACUUUGAUUGGUCCGCAGGAGCCACCCAAUCCAGCUCCAGGUGGAAGUGAAUCCGCAACCUGAUUGGCCUACAGGAGAAUCCCAGAAUUAGCCAAUCACGUGGGGCCCAUUGUGUAAAUAAUGUAUAUAAAGCAGAUAUUUUGGGGGAACUUCCAUUCCCCACUACUAUGAACUGAAUAAAGAGCAUGAAAUCCACCCUCGACUCCGAGUAUAUUUCACAUGCCUUGUUUUGCUAGAUCAUUAUGUCAUCGUGGGGGCCCAGCGGGAUUCCCUGGGUCCGGGGGCCGCCCGUUCCGGAGUGGGCACAGCCCUCCUGCUGGAGCUGGCCCGCACUUUCACAGCGAUGGUGAGAAACGGUGAGUAGGACGGCUGCAGGAGGGAGGAGCGGUAAUGAGAAGUGCAUGGAGUAGCCAUGUGGCUGUAGGAAAAGAUGGCUGCCUUGAGGGGUGAAAGAAGAUACAUGGCUUUGAGGAAGGAGUCUAUGGAACUCCCUGCCUAUUGAAAUCAGGCAAGCGCCUUCGCUGGGUUCUUUUUGGCUCCUGCUAGAAACAUUUUUGUUUAGACAAGCCCACCUAGACAUGUAGGAUGUCAAUAUGUGAUUUGAGUCAAUGUCUUGUUGUUGUUUUAGUGUUUUUAAUAUUAACUUGUAAGAUAUGGAUUUGGGGUUUUUUGUUUUUGUUGUUGCUUUCUUUAGUUUUCGAAUGUUGAUUUUUGUGUGUUGUUAUUUUUAGAUAUCUUUCGUGUUGCUGUUGUGUGGAAAAUACUAAUAAAAUUUAUUAAAAUAAAACAAAAUAUGUGAUUUGAUCUCCUGGUACGCCCCACGGAGGACCUUAUGGUCCACAAAUAAUAACACUUUGGAGAUCCCGGGCCUCAGAGAGAUUAGGCUGGCCUUGACCAGGGCCAGGGCCUUUUCAGUCCUGGCCCCGGCUGGUGGAACGCUCUGCCACAAGAGAUCAGGGCCCUGCGGGAUUUGACAUCUUUCCACAGGGCCUGCAAGACGGAGCUGUUCUGCCAGGCCUUUGGUCAGGGCUCAGCCUGACUCCCCUUCUCUUUUUGUAUAAGAAUUAAUAUGAAAGAGGCCUCCCAGCCUUCUCACAGGCCCAUAUAAGAUUAGCGUAAACAGUUGGGCCGAUGAGCACUUACUGUUCCCAACCCUAACCCUGCGGAAAACCAUCUAAUUAGAUUUUAAUUUGAUUUUGACCUGUGUUUAGGAGGUAAUUUAAUUAUUGUUUGAUUUUAUACUAAUUGUAAUGGUUCUAGGGGUUGCUCAUGCGUAAGCCGGUGCAAACACCCGGCUGGGUUGCCUGAGUGAACCUUUUCUGUCCGGACAGCCACUCACCCGUGGCUGUCUCAAUCGCUGGCAGAAUCCGUCAGUGGGCGUUUCUUAAACUUCUUCCAGCAAAGAAGCUCUUUGACGCCUAGUCUCCUCCUACUCUCUCUGCGCGAAAGCCUUCUGCGCAAGGAGGGCGUGGGCAGCGGAGGGCCCCUACUCUCCCCGCUGGUCCCCGGCAAGGAGUCAUGGGACCGCCUCGCCGCUUCCCCCAUCUGCCCCCCUUCUCCACUGGUGCUACGCUGAUUCUCUUCCCCAGAAGAUGGGCUGCCUCUCCCAAUCCCGGGACGCUCUCCGGAAUCCCUCUGGAUUUUGCUCUCUCCCCCCGGCACUGAUGGCAGUUCCCUGACACUAAUGUUAUAUAUUUUAUGUCAGUCGCUCUGAGCCCGACUUCGGCUGGGGAGGGCAGGAUAUAAAUAAAAGUUUAUUAUUAUUAUUUAUUAUUGCUGCUUUCAUCUUUUGAACGUUUCCAAGAGUUAUCUUUCCUGUUUUUACCGAUAAUUCUAUUGUGGUUUUUAAAAAUUAUUUAUUUGGUUUUUCAGAUUAAAAUUUUACAUUCACGUAUCCAACAUACAACAUAAAAACAAGAUUCCAAGGAAUCUCUUGGCCUUCCCUCCUCCCCUUUGUGGGUCCUAUUGUUAAUCAUUUCCUCCUGCAUCUUUUAGAAGAAUCCAGAUCUUUUACCUCUCCAUUGUAUCCAAAAUUCACCACUAAACUCCAAGUGAUAUUCCAAUCCUACUAACGAUUUUAACUGUUUACAAUGGUCUUUAAGAUAAGUUAUAGAUUUCCCCCAUUCCUUAUUAACAUUUUGGCCUUCCUGAUUUGUGAUUCUUCCUGCCAUUUUAGCCAUUUCGGCAUAAUCCAUCUACCGUAUUUUUUGCUCUAUAAGACUCACUUUUUCCCUCCUAAAAAGUAAGGGGAAAUGUGUGUGCAUCUUAUGGGGCGAAUGCAGGCUGCGCAGCUAUCCCAGAAACCAGAACAGCAAGAGGGAUCGCUGCUGUCAGUGCGCAGCGAUCCCUCUUGCUGUUCUGGCUUCUGAGAUUCAGAAUAUAUUUUUUUCUUGUUUCCCUCCUCCAAAACUAGGUGCGUCUUGUGGUCUGGUGCGUCUUAUAGAACGAAAAAUACGGUACUUAAUCUGCCCUUCUUCUCUGGUCAGGACUUUAUCUUCUUUCCAUCUCUGGGCCAAUAACACCCGCGCAGCCGUGGUCGCAUAAAUAAAUGAUAACUUUAUUGUUUUAACCCACUUUGAGCGUUGUUGCUGUGGUUGUUUUACAAUCAAGCGGCGUAUGGACUUUAUGAAACAAACAGUAAGUGAAUCUCCAUCCCUGUUCUUCCUCAACCACUUUAGGAUUCCAGCUCCGGAGAAGUUUGCUCUUUGCCAGUUGGGAUGCUGGCGAUUUCGGCAGCGUGGGCUCCACCGAGUGGCUUGAGGUGAGCAGGACACAUGAAUGAACUGGGGCUUUUAAACAGAAAAGGGGGUGCAGGCACCUGGGGUGGGGUUUCGGGGGUUGGAGGGCGGAAUUGGAUGGAUUUCCCCCCAAAAUUGAUUUUUGAAUCCUGAAUUUAUUGUUAUUCACGUUUUACACUGUAUUUUAUGCUGUUUUUUGUUGCAUCAAUUAAGUGUUUUAAAUUUGUUGCUAGCCGCCCUGAGCCCGGUUUUCUGAACCUGGAAGGGCAGGGUAUAAAUAAAAAAUUAUUAUUAUUAUUCAGAAAUCUUGCACAUAGCACACUGCAAUGGAACGUGGCUGGAAUAAAGGUCCAAGAAUUCACAUUUUUAAAAUUCUGGGAAGCUUUUCCUUUUGAGUUUGGAGAAGGGGGGCACAUCUCUCAGCUGGGUUCAGCCAGACUUUAUUUUGUGCUGUGCUUUCGAGGCUCCAAAUCCAGCAGUAAAAUGCACAUUUUCCCCAGGGAAAGUGACAAAAAAAGAAAAAAAGCACUUUGAAUGGGAGCUUUAAAACCCGGACCUUUGGCUAGAAAUGCAGCGUGAAAGGAAGUGAGACAAGUCCCCCACCCCACCCCACCCCCAUCUCCCCUUCCCAACCCAGUUUAGGGGAGGGCUCCAAUGUCCCAGCUAAGAUCCCUUCCUGCCAUAGAAGGAAGAGUGGCAAGCAAUAAUAAUAAUAAUAAUAAUAAUUUUUUAUUUAUAUCCCGCCCUCCCCAGCCGAAGCCGGGCUCAGGGUGGCUAACAACAAUAAAAUAAUACAACAUUCUAAAAUCAUUUCAGUAUAAAAUUAAUUCAGAUCAAAUUGAUGGCAACCAUUGGGUAGAGUUCUGUGAAGAUUGCCAAAGGAGGGAGUCAGGCUGUGCUUUGGCCAAAGGCUUGCUGGAACAGCUCCGUCUUGCAGGCCCUGCGGAAAGAUGUCAAGUCCCGCAGGGCCCUGGUCUCUUGUGGUAGAGCGUUCCACCAAGUCGGGGCCACAGCCGAAAAAGCUCUAGCUCUGGUUUAGGCCAGCCUAACUUCUCUGUGGCCUGGGACCUCCAAGAUGUUUUUGUUUGAAGACCGUAAGGUCCUCCGUGGGACAUACCAGGAAAGGCAGUCCAGUACGUACGAGGGUCCUAGGCCAUAUAGGGCUUUAAAAGUUAAAACCAGCACCUUGAACCCGACCCUGUACCCCACCGGGAGCCAGUGCAGCUGGUAUAGCACCGGGUGAAUGUGAUCCCGUGGCAAGGACCCCGUAAGGAGUCUCGCCGCGGCAUUCUGCACCCGCUGGAGUUUCUGGGUCAGUCUCAAGGGCAGCCCCACGUAGAGUGAGUUACAAUAAUCCGGUUUGGAGGUGACCGUCGCGUGGAUCACAGUGGCCAGGUCAGGGCGAGAGAGGUGAGGAGCCAACUGCUUAGCUUGGCGGAGAUGGAAACAUGCCGCCUUUGUUGUAGCUGCAAUCUGCGCCUCCAUGGAGAGGGAGGUGUCAAAGACAUUUUUCACAGAAUCAUAGAGUUGGAAGGCGACCCCCCCCUCCCCAGUGCCUUGUCCCUCUUGCGGCUGAGUGGUCUUAUUCACAAGUCCCUCCCAGCCCAGCCCACCUUCUGUUAAAUCCUGCUCCUUUCUUUCCCAGGGCUAUCUGACGAUGCUGCACCUUAAGGCCGCUGCCUAUAUCAGCCUGGACAACGUGGUCCUGGGUGAGUGGGGAAAGGAGGGGGCGUUAUGGGAAGGAAUCCAGCAACAUCCGUAACACCAUUAUACAAGUCCAUGGCGCGUUUGGAAUAACUGUGUACAGGUCACCUCACCUUAAAAGGGAUAUUGCAGAGUCGGGAGAAGUUCAGAAAAGGGCAACCAAAACAGUCAAGGGCCGGGGUAGGCAAACUAGGGCCCAGGGGAUGGAUCCGGCCCAAUUGCCUUCUCAAUCCGGCCUGCGGACGGUCCGGGAAUCAGCGUGUUUUUACAUGAGUAGAAUGUGUGCUUUUAUUUCAAAUGCAUCUCUGGGUUAUUUGUGGGGCCUGCCUGGUGUUUUCACAGGAGUAGAAUGUGCGCUUUUAUUUCAAAUGCAUCUCUGGGUUAUUUGUGGGGCCUGCCUGGUGUUUUCACACGAGUAGAAUGUGCACUUUUAUUUAAAAUGCAUCUCUGGGUUAUUUGUGGGGCAUAGGAAUUUGUUCAUUUUUUCCUUCAAAAUAUAGUCCGGCCCCCCACGUGGUCUGAGGGGCGGUGGACCAGCCCACGGCUGAAAAAGGUUGCUGACCCCUGGUCAAGGGGAUGGGAAAAGUCCCUCGUGAGGAAAUAUUGCAGCGUUUGGGACUUUUCUCUAAACGAGACCAUUGAGGUCCAUCUAAACGAGAUCACUGACUGAGGCCCAUCUAGCUCAGUAAUGCCUACUCAGACUGGCAGCAGCGACUCUCCAGGGUUUGAGGCAGGGCUUUGCUACCUGGAGACGCCAACCUUGGACUGAGCCUGGGCAGGAGCUGCUGCUGAGCUACGAAGGAGCAGAGAGGAUCUGGCCUUUUGCAAGGGGGCAUUUGAAGAAAGGAGAAGGGGGCUGGGGAGAUAAGCGGGGCAGAGAUGUGGGGAGGAGAGUCUUGAUGCCGGUGCUCAGCCUCUGUCUUCUCUCCCACCCUCCAGGAGACGACAAAUUCUUCGCCAAGACCAGCCCGGCACUUGUCGGCCUCAUCGAAAGCAUCAUUAAGCAGGUAAGCCCAGCUCCCCCCACCCUGCCAGGACCCUGGGGUCUGAAGCAGCUGGAUCUGGAGGGAGGGGGCUCCAGGGUGGGGGGCAAGACGAGGAGGGGGGCACGGCAGAUGAGUUAUGGGGUGCCUGGGAUGGGAAGGUGGUAGGGAGCCUAGACACCUAGGUUCAAGAUUUAUAAAGUAACAUGGUGAACAUCCAGUGGAGUUGAGCGUUGGAAGGUUCAGGGCAGGUAAAAGGAAGUCUUUCUGCGAGAUUAAUUGGAAGUCAGUUUUAAAUUUCUUCUCUAUAAGUUUUAUAAUUGUGUUCAGUAUCAGGAGCAUAUAUGAUGAUAAUUAUAUUAAUCUUCUUGCAUCUUAUAGUGUGGCGGUUUGUUUGAUUUUUCUGUUAUUUGUUUAAUUGUAUGUUUGUUUACUUGUAUGUACAUCUGUUUUCUCAUAAAUGUAUUUAUUUUAAAUUAAUAAAGAUGCAUUUUUAAAAAAGGAAGUCCUUCUGCAUGCAGCACAGAGUUAGACAGUGGAACUCCCUCCCACAGGAUUUGAAAGAGGAUUGGGCAAAUGCAUGGAGGAGGAGAGGGCUAGCAAUGGCUACUAGCCAGAAUGGCUGUGCUGUGCUCUGCCUUUAAGGACGCGAUGCUUCUGAAUCCCAGUUGCUGGAAACCACAAGAGAGAAGAGGUCUCUUGUGCUUGGAUCCUGUCUGCAGGCUUCCCAUAAAGGGCACCUGGCUGGCCCUGUGAGAACAGGAUGCUGGGCUGGCUGAGCUGUUGGCCUGAUCCAGCAGGGCUUAUCUUACGUUCUUAGCUACCAUAUUUUUCACUCCGUAAGAUGCACUUUUUUCUUCCUAAAAAGUAAGGGGAAGUGUCUGUGCGUCUUACGGAGCGGAUGCGUGGUCCCUGGAGCCAAAUUGCCCAGGGGCAAAAAAGCAGAUCAUGCUCUUUUUUUAGAAAGAGGGAAGUGAGUGUUGAAAGGAAGCAGCUGAUUGGAAAGCGAUCGGGGAGGGAGAUAAGGGACGCUAGAGAUAAAGGAGGCUGCCUGGGAGGGGGGAGGUAAAGGCAGCAAACUUGCAAAGGGGGGGAAACAGGAAGACCAAAGCAAUAAGGAGAGAAAUUAGAAGAAAAGGAGGAGCAAAAAACUGCUCCAUCUAAGGAAAAGACACUAAGGCAAACCAGAGGGAAGGGAGUGUUGAAAGGAAACAGCUGAUCGGUGGGAUCGGGAGGGAGAUAAGGGAGGCUAGCGAUAAAGGAGGCUGCCUGGGAGGGGGGAGGUAAAAGCCCAUGGAUCCUCAGGAUUUUUACACUGGGUCACCCCAAAUUCACCAUCCGAUCACAUGUCUGUGGCCACAGCAUGAACCACAAAAAUCAUACAUCCACUGUUUCGUUCAGAAUAUCCCCCCCCCCCCUUGUUUUCCUCUAAAAACUAGGUGCGUCUUAUGGAGCGAAAAAUACGGUAGUUUUCUAAGUUACAGGUUCGGAGGGAGGCAGGGUUGACCCUUUGCCUCCUGGUCUGUUUCUCUCUCUUCUGCAGGUGGACAGUCCCAGCCGCAGUGGGCAAAGCAUCUUCGGCCAGGUGACCGAACAGGGUCAGCGCUGGGAGACAGAGGUGUAAGAGCUCACAGUCUUGGUCUUUGACUUCCCCUUCCAACCCUUCUUGCUAUUUAUUUAUUUACUUACUUAUUGCAUUGAUACCUCACAUUUUCCUCCACGGUGCUCAAGGUGGCUUAUGUCAUGUAAUCCUCACAAAAACCCUGUAAGGUAGGUCAAGCUGAGGGUGAGGGAUUGGCCCCUUAGGUCACACUCGGUGAGCUUCAUAGCCUAGAGGGGGAAUUCGAACCCGGGUCUGCCCCUCCGGCUGCUCCUCUGAGGUUCUUCUCAGCUGAGCCGGGGCUGAGCCCUGAUAUCUGUCUCAACGGUUGGGUCUAUGUUAUGUACUGAGUUGAAUAGGAUCCAAAAGGCAGCAGUCUGAUUGGUCGUAGAACAAUAGGAUUCAGAAUGCAGACGUCUGAUUGGUCGUAGAACAAUAGGGUCCAGAAUGCAGCAGUCUGAUUGGUCCUAGAACAAUAGGAUUCAGAAUGCAGCAGUCUGAUUGGUCCACAGGAACCACCCAAUCCAGCUCCAGGUGGAAGUGAAUCCGCAACCUGAUUGGCCUACAGGUGAAUCCCAGAAUUAGCCAAUCAUGUGGGGCUCAUUGUGUAAACAAUGUAUAUAAAGCAGACAUUCUGGGGGAACUUCCAUUCCUCCUCACCACUAUGAACUGAAUAAAGAGCAUGAAAUCCACACUCGACUCGGAGUAUAUUUCAGUCUAGCAUCUAGAAAGCUGCAAGUAAUGAUUAUUUUAAAAGAGAAAGUUAGUGCCUCUGAGCAUAUACCGAAUAAACGAACCCACCCAACCCUACCACCAAGUUUUGACUUUGUAUGAGCCACGCUGAGAGUCGAAUAACAACGUGGCUGUCAAAAAAAAGAUGGCUGCCUUAAAACAGGAUGGGAACAAAUGCACAAAGGGGUACUACAUCGCCAUACAAUAUACCGUAUCCCUUUAUUUCCCUUCUACUCUUAUUUACUCUUUUAACAGCUUUAUUAUUAUGCUCUCCUUUAUGUCAGAAUCCGCCCCCUUCCCAUGGACAGCAGCGCCUUCGCCUUCACCUCCUUUGGGGGGGUCCCUGCUGUGGAAUUCUCCUUCGCCGAGGUGAGAGCCCCAACCCGUUUUGUCUCAGUCCAGCGUUCAUCUUAGUGGGGAGGAACAAUUGGCUGCUUGGGAACUUGGAGGGAACACCUUGGUGUGGAAGGAAAUGCCGAGCAUUACAGUAAUCCCUUUUCAUACUCACGGAAACCCAAUGAAUCUGAAUGUUGGAAGAUUCGGGACAGAUAAAAGAAUCUUCAGAAAAGUUACGGGAUUUCAGGAGGAAAUGCCGAUUGGAAACGAACCCCCAAAAUGUCCACAGUUACAAACAGCAUUGAAAACAAGAGUUGUGGUCUAACUGCCCCAUUAACAUAAUGAACACAAGUUGGCAUGAUUGCGGAAUAAAAAGGAUCUCUAAAAAUAGGGAGGCGAGGUGAUAUGGAACAUGGUUCUUCUUAUUCCUUAAUGCCACUGAGUGCACAUUUGCAAGAGAAAUCUCGCCACCCUCUUAUGCCCCUAUAGCAGCGGUUCUCAACCUGUGGGUCCCCAGAUGUUGUUGGACUACAACUCCCAUCAUCCCUGAGCUCUGGCCUUGCUAGCUGUUAGUUUCUGUUCUUAUCACUGUGCAGCUGCGUGGAGUCGCAGGACUCUGUUUACAUUCCAGAGACCUUCAAGUCUCACUGGAAAGGGAGACGGGAUGUGACGUUAGUGGUUUCCUGUUUCCUUUGUUCAGUUGCUCUCUGCUUUCAUAGAGAGAGGGUGUCUUUUCUGUUCUGCGUAGUUUAGAAAUAAAACUCUUUACUAUGUAGCCCAAACCUCUCGUCUCUUCCCUGUGCUGGGAACCCUGCUGGAUAGAAUGUGCUUGAGGCCUUAUCAAAGGCUCAGGUCAUUAAACACGUCGGAGGCGAUUUCAAAGCUCGGCUCGGAGGAAGAUGAGGCCCUAUCGGCUUGGCUGAGCGGAGUUCCGACACUCGCUAGGGGUGAUGGGAGUUGUAGUUCAACAACAUCUGGGGACCCACAGGUUGAGAAAGGCUGUGGACACACAUGCACCCCCCCACAAACGCAGCAGCGUCCCCCCGCCGUUACCCCAGUUCUCCACUUCCUGGAGCUUCGCCAACACCCCUCGACCUCCAUGUGGUUCUCUGCCCGCAGGACUCCCGCCGCUACCCGUUCCUCAACACCAUGGCGGACACUUACGACAACCUCAACCGGGCUCUCUACGGGCGCCUGCCAGCCGUGGCCAAGACGGUGGCGGAGGUGGUGGGCCACUUGCUCAUCAAGCUGACGCACGACCACCUCCUGCCCCUCGACUACUGGUGCUACGGGGACGUCCUCUUGGAGCACAUCGCUCGCUUCAACGAAUACACGGCGCUGCUGAAGGUAAAGCCUGCCUUGCGCCCCUCCCCGGGAAAAACAAAGGGCCCGCCUUUUCAAAGGCUUCAACCUCCCCGCUUGCUUCCGCCAGAGCCGAGGGCUGACCCUGCAAUGGAUGUACUCGGCCAGAGGCGAUUACAUGCGCGCGGCGGACAAGCUACGCAAGGACAUCUACAGCUCCGAGGAGCAGAACGAGAGGCUCCUGCGCAUGUAUAACGUCCGCAUAAUGCGGGUGAGGCGAGGCGUGGGGCAGACGGCGAGGGGGCUUAGCGUAGCAGCCGUUGUCCUAAUCUAUUUCCCCACCCUGAUAGCAUGGACAUUCCCUGUGUAAAGGAAGUAAAGGUAACGGGACCCCUGACCAUUAGGUCCAGUCAUGGCCGACUCUGGGGUUGUGGCGCUCAUCUCGCUUUACUGGCCGAGGGAGCCAGCGUACAGCUUCCGGGUCAUGUGGCCAGCAGGACUAAGCCGCUUCUGGCAAACCAGAGCAGCGCACGGAAACGCCGUUUCCCUUCCCGCCGGAGCGGUACCUAUUCAUCUACUUGCACUUUGACGUGCUUUCGAACUGCUAGGUUGGCAGGAGCAGGGACCGAACAAUGGGAGCUCACCCCGUCGCGGGGAUUCAAACCGCCGACCUUCUGAUUGGCAAGUCCUAGGCUCUGUGGUUUAACCCACAGCGCCACCCGGGUCCCUUUAUUCCUUGUGUAUGGCCCAUGAUUAGUAACCUAGAGAAAGGAAGGGAAAGCCCAGGGACCCAGGUCUCGCUGUCUGGCCCUCGGAUCUCUCUCGGGGCCACCACUCCCUGUCCCUAGCCUUGCUUUUGCCCCUCCUUGAGUGUUUCUGCCUGGCUAAGAUGUGUCCCUGAGCUCUUGAAGCGCCUGUAUGGCAUGUCUGUAGAAACCGUACGAGUUGCUGUUCUGCCCCUGGCGCUGCCUGACAGCAGCUUGUGGCCCCUGGAAGUUUGUGCAGAAGGCAAUGCGGCCCUCAGCCUGAAAAUGAUUCCUGGCACAAUUGCCCCCUUGAUGCACCAAAGCUUCCCUUUCUUUCUUGCCACCAGUGGUUUGCAGGAAGCUCUCUUGUGUGGGAUUGCAGAGUUUUAGUUAUUAGUUAUUAUUAGUUAUUAGUUAACCUGGAGAGGGACGCGGGUGGCGCUGUGGGUUAAACCACAGAGCCUAGGACUUGCCGAUCAGAAGGUCGGCAGUUCGAAUCCCCGCGACGGGGUGAGCUCCCGUUGCUCAGUCCCAGCUCCUGCCAACCUAGCAGUUCGAAAGCACGUCAAAGUGCAAGUAGAUAAGUAGGUACCGCUCCGGCGGGAAGGUAAACGGCGUUUCCGUGUGCAGCUCUGGUUCGCCAGAAGCGGCUUAGUCAUGCUGGCCACAUGACCCGGAAGCUGGACGCCAGCUCCCUCGGCCAAUAAAGCGAGAUGAGCGCCGCAACCUGAGUCGGCCAUGACUGGACCUAAUGGUCAGGGGUCCCUUUACCUUUACCUAGUUAACCUGGAAUUAAAGGAGCAGCCUUUUGCAGAGGAUGCUUCCAUGCCCUCUGUCCUUCCUCCCCGAUUCACCAGCUCCUGCCUGGUACAGAUGGGGUUCUGCUAGUUUUUUGGGGACUGCUGUGGACUUUGGGUAUCUUUGCUCCACUAACGGCUCCCCCUCUCUGCCCCAGGUGGAAUUCUACUUCCUCUCCCAGUACGUGGCGGUGACGGAGACCCCUUUCCGGCACAUCUUGCACGGCCGGGGGGGCCAUACCGUCAAGGCCCUGCUGGAGCACGUCAGCCUCUUGCGGGAGGCCCCCCAGAGCUUCAAUGAAGUCCUCUUCCGCCGCCAGCUGGCAUUCGUCACUUGGACGCUCCAGGGGGCGGCCAAUGCCCUGAGCGGAGACGUCUGGAACAUCGACAACAAUUUCUAAACAUCAAAACACGUAAAAAAAGGGGGGGACCCUCUCAUCCCUGGAGCUGAAACAAACUUUUUGAAUGCAUUUCCAAAAAGUGAAAAAAUGUAAUCUGAGCCGUGAAAUCCCCACCCCUGAAGAAUUGUCUCGAAUCCACCAGGAUCCGUAAUUGGGAAUGUUGCGACACACUUCAGUUAUGCAGAAAGCGCAUUUUAAUUUGGGCCAGCGGAUUCUAGUCAUGCGCAGCCAAAAUUUGUUUCAGCUCUACCUCCUUUUAUUCUCCUCUCCGCUGGAAUCAUAGAAUUAGAGUUGGGGGGACCCUGAGGGUCAUCUAAUCCAACCCCCUCCUGCAAUGCAGGAAUCACAGCUUGAUCUUCUCCUUGCCUGUUCUGAAUUUAUCCGUGGCAAAGGCUCACUAUAAAUUGCCCACAUCCUGCCACACGAGUGGAGAGCAGGCUGUGGUUGUGUUUCCCUGACUUAAUUGCCUCCUUUCCCCUCCCUUCUCCUCCUUCUAAUUUAUCAGCAGCAGUGUCUGCUAUAAAUUGAAUUGAUUUAUUGCUAUGUAAUAGAGCGAAAUCCUGCGCUUCACAUUCACCCUUUACCUGGCACCUGUUUUAAUUGUUCCCCGUAUUCCAGUUUCUUCAGUGCCCCUUUGCUGACUCCCAGCUCCCUCGCUUCAAUAUUUAUCAGUUGCACUGAUGACUAUGUCAGCCUUUCCCAACUUGGCGCCCGCCAGAUGUUUGGCACUACAACUCCCAUCAGCCCUGCCUGUGCGAUGCCGAGCCUGAUGGGAGUUGUAGUCCAAAACGUCUGCUUAAGAGCGCUGGGUUUCCUGAAGGCUGCCAUAAAUGUUUAUUGCUAUGCGAUACGAUGAAAAUCCGCCCUACCUCAUGAAUAAGAACCAAAGCCUUGUUAAUUUAUCAGUGGCAAAGAUCACUAUAAAUUAUUUCUUGUUACGUUUGCAUGGUUCUUUGUCCAGCGACUUUAUUGUCCAGCUCAUCAAGUGGACAAACACACGGAUGGAAUUGAGUCGUACAAUCGUAGAAUUGCUUAUCUAGUCCAACUGCAGGAAUCACAACUAAAGAAUUCCUGUUUGAUGACAGACAGGAACAGGAUCAGAGGCGAGUUUGAAAAUGGGACAAGUGUUCCUUUAUGGUCGUUAUUCUGAGAUACCAAGACCAGUUUUUAGGAAUCUCGGUGUCCCUCAACCACCGAUUCCUGACAAAUACCGUGUCAUCAGCAGCUCAUUGCAUUUCUCCAGGGAUCCCAGAAUCUCACCCACCAGAAAUAAGCAGCCCUCUGUCACUAUGAGAAAAAGCUGAGCUUUUCCUGAUCUUGCCGAGACUCUUGUUC